AUGAGUAGUGAAGGCAAUCCAAAGCCACUUGCGGAGAGAAAUGAAUUGGAGAAGCAAGAGUCCAAGCUGAGAUCUAUGUACGGGAAUCUCGAAAAGAGGAAAGGCCCGGGGAUGCUUAUGAAGAAACUCCAGGGCGGCGGUCGACAAUACUUCGACUCAGCUGACUACACGCUCCAAAAAGGAGCGAAAGGCAACCCUCUAAUGAAGAAAAAUGACGCAGCAAAGCAAGUCCCUGUUCACAAAGCUACCUUCGAAGAAGGGGGCUCUCCUCGUGAGGCUGCUGGUAAAACUAAAAAGCGACUCAGCAAUACGUCGUCGCUUGCCAAUAUGGAGGACUGCUAG
Molecule: messenger RNA, 342 nt
Organism: Oikopleura dioica
Lineage: Eukaryota; Metazoa; Chordata; Appendicularia; Copelata; Oikopleuridae
Source: the annotation of a GenBank genome assembly